Soboliphyme baturini is the source of this 2160-nucleotide messenger RNA. The record is from the annotation of a GenBank genome assembly. Lineage: Eukaryota; Metazoa; Nematoda; Enoplea; Dioctophymatida; Soboliphymatidae.
UUGCCUGGCGGCAAAUACUGCCCUGCGGGCUGCGUAUGUGAUGACACGGUAAUUCGAUGCUCAGGCAAGAAGCUUAAAGAAUUUCCUCAAGGCUUGCCGAUGGAUAUUACGGAACUUUAUUUGGAUAACAAUGAAAUUGAAAUUAUUCCUCCUCAGGUGCUCAACAAAAUCGACCUGAGCAAUAACAAGAUAAUGGUAUUGGAAAACGACACGUUCUUCAAUCUGAGUCAACUGUCUACGCUCAUUCUCAGCUACAACAAACUGCAGUGUCUGGAAGCUACCGCGUUUCAUGGCCUCAAGUCGUUGCGCAUUUUGUCUCUGCACGGCAACGACCUGUCGACGCUGCCAAAACUGGCCUUCCAGGACCUGACUUCGUUGACGCACAUUGCCUUGGGUAGCAACUCUCUUUACUGCGACUGCAUGAUGCAUUGGUUCGCGGAUCUGAUCAAAAAGAACUACAUCGAGUCUGGCAUCGCUAGGUGCUCAGGGCCCAAGUCGUUACGGAAUCAGCUUAUAUUGACCACUCCUACACACGACUUCGUUUGUUUAGCGAAGUGCGACGCAUGCGUUUUAAACCCGUGCGAGAACAACGGUCGUUGUGUACCGCUUCCGCGACGAAACUUCAAGUGCGUCUGUGUUCCCGGUUUCCACGGUGACACCUGUCAUGACGUUGUGGAUGCGUGUUACGGUGAUCCAUGUUUAAAUGGCGCCACGUGUAAGAUCCUCGAGAAAGGGCGAUUCAGCUGCUACUGUAUCAAAGGGUUCGAAGGCGAUCGCUGCGAAACCAACAUUGACGACUGCAUCGGCAACCAGUGCCAAAACAAUGCCACUUGCCUGGACCUGAUCAAUGACUACAAGUGCACGUGUCCCCCUGGAUACACUGGUAUCAAAUUGAUCGAUUAUUGUUCAAAAUCGUUGAAUCCUUGUGAAAACGGUGCAACAUGUGUUGCGGAGAAACACAGUUACAGGUGUUUAUGUGCCCCCGGCUACUCUGGCGUUAACUGCACCGAGGACAAUAACGAUUGCUUGAAUAACCUUUGCAAAAACGGGGCCACGUGCAAGGAUGGAAUUAACGGCUACUCGUGCUUAUGCUCUCCUGGAUUUAGUGGCAUUUAUUGUGAAAUGCCUAGCAUGGACAACGCAUUAUACCCGAAGACAUCGCCGUGCCACCACCAUGAUUGUCGAAAUGGCUUUUGCUUCCAACCAGACAACGCUGUCGACUAUCGCUGUCAGUGCAUUCCUGGCUAUGGUGGAGAAAAGUGCGACAAACUUUACUCAGUGACAUUUGAAAACUUUGAUAAUUAUGUCAUAUUGCGUCCCCUGGUCAUGAGACCCACCGUCAAUAUUACGUUUACGAUCAUGACCGAACAGUCACGCGGUGUUGUACUGUACUACGGGGACGACGCUCAUUUGGCCGUAGAGCUUUUCGAACGACGGGUCAAAAUAUCCUACUACGUUGGCAACUAUCCGGCAUCGAUCAUGUACUCGUUUACGGAAGUGAACGACGGCAGUCCGCAUAAAAUUCAGUUGUUGUCCACAGGUAAAAACCUGACAAUGACCAUUGACCAUUGGAAACCAAGCACUAUUUUGAACAAUGGCAUGAUAGAUUACAUGGAUGUACCGAUGGAUACACCGUUGUACGUCGGCGGAUUGCCAAAGAAUUAUUACAGUGCCAGUUGCUUUGUUGUACUAUACUCUCUCAUGAUGCUGUUUUCUUUAGGUUGCAUCAAGGACCUGUACAUUAACUCGAAAAUUUACGACUUUCAGACCAGCGAGUCGCCGCUGAAAAUUGUUCCCGGCUGCGCCGCAUUCGAAGACCCAUGCCGAAAGAACAAAUGCACGGAAAAUGGCGAAUGUAAACCCGUGCUCUCCUCCUUGUCUUACGUGUGCGAAUGUCACAGCGGCUACAAGGGGCAAUAUUGCGAUGAAAGAAUAAAAAAGUGUGUUAAGAAGAGGUACCGCGAGCACCUCUCGGAGAAUGGCUGCGUUUCCAAGAAGCCGAUCAAGAAUGCCAAGUGCGACGGCUACUGUGGAAUAAAUUGUACUUGCCGGGCAAGCAAAAUGCGCAGCAGAAAAAUAGGCUUGAUUUGUGCGGAUAAAUCCAAAAAAUACAAGACUGUGAACAUUAUAAGAAAGUGUUCUUGUUCUGACGAGCUGUAG